Molecule: messenger RNA, 2242 nt
Organism: Sinocyclocheilus grahami
Lineage: Eukaryota; Metazoa; Chordata; Actinopteri; Cypriniformes; Cyprinidae
Product: beta-glucuronidase
Exons: 12
Coding region: 81-1775 (564 amino acids)
Biological process (GO): carbohydrate metabolic process
Molecular function (GO): carbohydrate binding; beta-glucuronidase activity
Source: RefSeq, a predicted model, not a curated record
UGAUUAAAAACAAAGGAAGCGUCGUGCCGCGCGCAGCGGAAGUGGAGCGCUUGUGUAAACACACCGUCGAGCAGCGCGUGAUGAUGGGCUCCACCGGAGCGGUAUGCGCGCUUCUCGCCGCUCUGUGCGGUGCGUGUCAGGCGCUGCAGGGCGGCAUGCUGUUUCCCACAGAGUCUCCCUCCAGAGAAGUGAAGGACGUGAGCGGCCUGUGGAGCUUCCGAGCGGAUCUCUCUCCGGAGCGGAACCGCGGCUUUGAGCAGCACUGGUACCGGAGCCCGCUGGCGCAGACGGGGCCUGUUAUUGACAUGCCGGUGCCAUCCAGCUACAAUGACAUUACACAAGACGCCAAAAUCCGGGAUUUCAUUGGCUGGGUGUGGUAUGAGAAGGACGUAUGGGUGCCGGCGCGCUGGAUCCAGGACCGGGGAGCGCGGAUCGUGCUCCGAGUGGGAAGCGCUCACUAUUACUCAGUGCUUUGGGUGAACGGGGUCAAGGUGACCGAGCAUGAGGGUGGUCAUCUCCCGUUUGAGGCGGACAUCAGCGGCGUGCUGCGGCAGACGAGCGGGAAUCCGUGUCGAAUCACCAUCGCUGUGAACAACACUUUGACUCUAGAGACGCUUCCACCGGGAACCAUCCAGUACAUGAACGAUCGCAGCAGAUACCCUGCAGGCUACUUCGUUCAGAACACUGACUUUGAUUUCUUCAACUACGCUGGAAUCCACCGGCCGGUCCUGCUGUACACCACACCGAAGGCGCACAUUGAUGACAUCUCAGUGGAGACGACGUUCUCUGAUAACAUCGGUAAACAUCAGCCGAAAUCUUGCUUAAAUUCACGGACACACACUGAUCCUAUGAGCGUAAAACACUGUAUUGUCACCUCACUGACCCCGCGGUUUGUGUGGCAGAUCCGAGGGAAAGGCUUCGACUGGCCUCUGGUGGUGAAGGACUUUAACCUGAUGAAGUGGAUGGGAGUGAACUCGUUCCGCACCAGUCACUAUCCCUACGCCGAGGAGAUCCUGCAGAUGGCCGACCGGCACGGCAUCGUCAUCAUAGACGAGUGUCCUGGAGUGGGAAUCAAAGACAUACGCAGUUUCGGGAACGUUUCUCUGGCUCAUCACCUGACGGUCAUGGAGGAGCUGGUCAGGCGUGAUAAGAACCAUCCGUCUGUGGUCAUGUGGUCUGUGGCCAAUGAGCCGGCCUCAGAAAUGCCGCCCGCUGGAUUCUACUUCAAGGAACUGGUGUCUCAUACGAAAUCUCUGGAUUCCUCUCGGCCCGUCACGUACAUCACAGACAGCAACUAUGCCAGAGAUCAAGGGGCGCAGUAUGUGGACGUUAUCUGUGUGAACAGCUAUUUGUCGUGGUAUCAUGACCCGGGUCACACAGAGCUCAUCAGUCUUCAGCUCAACACUCAGUUUGAUGACUGGUACGACAAAUACCAGAAACCCAUCAUCCAGAGCGAGUACGGAGCGGACGCCGUGGCCGGCCUACACAGCGAUCCACCCAUGAUGUUCACAGAGGAGUAUCAGACGACGGUCCUGCAGAACUACCACAACGUGUUCGACCAGAAGAGGAAGGAGUUUGUGAUUGGAGAGCUGAUCUGGAACUUCGCCGACUUCAUGACGGCUCAAACCAUCACUCGAGUGGUUGGGAAUAAGAAGGGAAUCUUCACUCGGCAGCGUCAGCCCAAAGCCGGAGCGCUUCUGCUGCGAGAGCGAUACUGGAGGAUCGCCAAUGAGACGGGUGUGCUGCCCACCUGGGCCAGGUAUCCCUGCCAGUGAGCCGGAUUAGCUGCUUCCGGUGCAGGAAAACCAGGUGAAAAUGGACUGUUUAUCAAGUGCCUUAUAUGUGCCUCACUGACAAUCACACCUGUGGGGAAAACACAAGAUCUGUUCUUAAAGGUGUGAUUGUGUGAUGAAUCCUUAUGCUGUUUGUUCUUUGUAAAGACACUCAAUUUUUUUGUAUUGUUUUUUUUUAAGUCCUGAAUCGCAGCAACACUAUUAAACUGGAACAGGCAUACUUUUUCCUAAAUGUGCCUUUUUUUCGGCCUCUGGGAUUCAUAUUGUGAACGUUUGCAAUUAUAUAUAUUUUUGAUAAUGAGUUAAUAUAAUGAAACCUGUCAUGAUCAUGUCCAGGUCACAUUUCACCUCCAUAAAAAGAAAUUACAUUUUGUUUAAAGACCAUUAAGCCUAUUUUAGGGCCAGCAAUAUUUUUUGCAUUAUUUACAUUAUAAUUAAAACACGUUUCU